This is a messenger RNA of Colletotrichum tamarilloi, 4545 nucleotides long. RefSeq lists its product as uncharacterized. Lineage: Eukaryota; Fungi; Ascomycota; Sordariomycetes; Glomerellales; Glomerellaceae. The record is from RefSeq and is a predicted model, not a curated record. The transcript is spliced from 3 exons. Bases 1 to 4545 code for a protein of 1514 amino acids.
AUGGCUUCUAACAUCCAUGGAGGACCUGGCUCCUUCCAAGAUCAGCGCUUCCCCAGGAACAACGAUCACGAUAGUCGCGCUACGAUGGCAAACUCUAUGCCUACCAAGCCCUCCUCUCAUUACUACCCCAACGGAAUUCCCGACGGCUACAAGAUGGUCGGUACCAAGGAGGCAGAGACGCCUAGACUUUACAUCGAAGACAAUCUUCCGAUCGCCUUCUACAACCAGCCGACGAAGGAGGUCAAGGCUAUUUUUAGCACCAACAAUGGCGAGUUUCCCACUCGCGGUCUCAGCCACGUCCUCCCAGUACGCCAGAUUGAUUUAUGGAGCGCUGAAGAGCUCCAGGAGAGGGCCAAUGCCAUCCGCAAGAAGCAUUGGAGUCACAUGAAGUCCAUGCCGCAGCUGGAGUUCUGGGAAGACUUGUAUGAUUAUUUCGACUGCUAUGACAUCUACUUCCAAGGCGCGAUGAACCUUUGGAAUCUGAUGCUUCAUCUCUACCACGAAAAUCAAUGUCUCGUUCGCAACCUCCAUCAAGAAAUCGUUGCAGAAGUUGGUCACUGGUGCGACGAAUGGGCUGCAAAGAGCGAGAACAAGAAGAAGCUGCUAGACUUCAAAGAAUUCCAGGGCGACGUUCUCAAUCUGCUGAGCUCAGAGGAUCGCGUUGACCUCCAGGGAUUGCCUCCUGUCAGCAUGGAACUUGUCCGCAAUGCUCUGAAGUUUCGACAUGAUCAGCUUCUAGGCAAGCCAUGGGCUCAACCAGCCUUGUACCCGCAAAAUAGCCUCGGGUACCAGUGGGAAGGAGGCACACUGCAACAUUGGCUUGCGGGUCAACCCGUUCAAGAUACUCCUAGUGGACUUGCCCCAGCAUCAACCGCCCCAAACCUGACGAAGGGCAACCCCGACUCCCCACUGUCUCAAACGAGCCCGGCUGCCAAAGCCUCGCCUCCGAAGCCAUUGAUCGUGAGCGGUACAUCUAGGCAAAAUUCAAUCGACCAUCUCCAUCACGAUGUUGCCACGGCUGUGAAUCGCGUCAGCUACCCCGAGGGUACCCCAGCGGACAACCGGCAGACCUUUUCGGCAAGUCAUGGCCAUGGUAACGAUGAUUCUCGUCAGCUGCCUGGUCGUUUGCUUCCCAACGUUGCGCAAACGAAUCAAACUUCGAUAUCCAGAGGCGAAAAUGCAGGUCCGGGAGGAUCCACCUUUUACCCUCAUGCUAUUAGACCUGAUGGUCAUCCAUUCAACACGCCUUUCACUACAGGUCCACAUGGUAUGCCUCAGCCCUAUCUUGGACCCGUUAGCCCCCUUCAUGCUCCCUCUCAUGGACCCUCUCGUGGACUUCCUCAUGGGCCUCCUCACGGACCCAUGGAACCUCCUGCUGGUCCUGGAAAUCGCCGUUACGGCCCAUCCUCGCAGGUCCUUCCGUCUCCUCAAAGACCUAAUGACAACCGCUUCAACAAAGCUGGGCAUUCGGCGCAAAUACCGGGCUGUGUUUCCGUGGGCGGCGCACAGCGUGCUCAAUCUGCUGCUUUUCCUGGUGUGGCACCUGAGCCGGUUUCCUUCCAGAGACGCAACGACAAGCGGAAUGCAUCAACAGACCCUCACUUUGGCCAAGCAGGCGACCGCGGUUCGCAAAUGGGCCAUCCGCGAUUUGAGACAAGAUUCAACCCGCGAGCAGCGCCUAACUCGAACGGCUCAUCUCAUCAGCAGCAGCGCCACCGUGGCGAUUUCAAAGGAUGGGAGAAGGUCCACAAUGCAGAUGACUCGAUUCAUGGGCCCGUUUUCCGUCGUUCUCCAACCAAGGAGAAUCGCGCCCGUGCAUUAUCCCGUUCUUCCGCGUCUAGACAAACUUUCACUUGCACAAAUCAACAUGAAAAGCUUGGCGAUAACAAAUGGGCCUAUGCGCCUUGCGAGUGUCCUUCUUGCGAGGCUCGUGAACGAUCUGUCUUCGUUCAGCUCACCUCUCAUCUAAUUAGAGAUGACCUGUCUGAAAAGGUCCAUGCUGUGAUGUCUCGGUGGGGAGAGGUUGAGAAAGUCAACAGAUUGGCUCUCAAGGACCAGAAAGAUUACCCCAACUUCUUUGUCAGAUUCGAAGAUGGUUCUCGCAUCACUGAGAUUGCAAGCGCAAAGGAUAUUGAGUGCCCAGAGCUUCACUGUAUGCUCCAGACGCGACCUAUUCACCAUACGCGCUAUGGAAGCUUGAUGUAUUCCAAGGCCAGCAGGGACGCGAAUGAACAGCAUAGAAUCCCGAAGUCGUACGAAGGGUCUCAGCAACCUCGGGCUAGCAACCAGGCUCCAUUCACUCAGAGUCAGUCCCUAUCUGCUCGUAUGGACUCUCGAUCUCAACCAGUCUCCUUGGAGCAGUAUAUGAUUCCUCGUCCACCAAAAUCGCAGGGCAAAGCAGUACAUGGUUCUCAGUCCGAAGCGGUACCUGAUUCAACUGUUCCACUGCCCACCGCAGACCAAGUUACUCUGCUGCAGGGUAAAACCGAACUGCCCGAAGGCGUCAAGCCGACACAAGCCGAUGCGACUGGUGAUCUAGCCUUGCAACAGUCAAGUGAAGCCGAGUCGCAAUCGAAGCCGCCUUCCGAGGAGGUUAUUCCCGAUGAAGAAAAGACAACCAAGCAUGACAGCCCUCGGAUUUCCAACAGUCCAUGCAAAGUCAUUGUCGUCAACUUACCGGCGACACCUCAAAAGCUGACGAAGACUUCGAUGGACACUGAGGUACAGGGAGAAUCUGACUCUUCUGGCAAGGCUGUCUUUACUCCGGACGACAGUGAAUCGGUAGCCUCUCCGUUCAAGAAAAGCCCCCCUGCCUCUCCCAGUGAGAAGGAACACAAAUUCGGCGCUCUUCGUGACCAGGGACCAUCUGAAGAAUCUGCGAAGGUUAUACCUCACGUCUCGCCUGUCCCGGAAGAAGGAGUCAUAGCCCCUGAGCCUCUUGCGCAGAGUCCCACGUAUGGCAAGGGAAAGUACAGGAAGGUUUUUUCUCACAGAGAUACCAGCAGUGUCGAGGUCUUCGACGUGGUGCCUCACAUGCCAGGAAGAAGUAGCUCUUCGUUCCUCAAGACUUCGUUUCCUGACGAAGAUGGGCCUAGCGAUAGCCUUCGCUUGAAUUCUGGACAUGCACUCGACAGCUUGAUCGAUGCGGGCUUAAUCUCAGGGGUUCCAAUCACCGCUAUGGCCGACGAUGCUUCAAAGAAGAAGACCAAGAGAAACAAGAAAAAGAAGAAGAAGCCGACAUCAGGAAGUCAAGAUGAGUCUCUGCCCAUUGGCGACGCCUCGACUGUGGCCGCCGAUGAUAAAACUCUUCAUAUCCCGGCGGAAACCCAGACUGGUGCAUCAGAGACGGCCGACAUCAUCACGAAGGCCAGGGAUAUCGUUGCAACAGAAGCGUCUCCAGGAAAGUCAAGUCUCCCGGAGCCGCCUAACAAAAGCUUUCGAGCCAACGCUGGCGGCUCACUUCGAAUGCCGAAGAAUCGCAACAAGCAGCCGGCUCAGCUGAACAUUGCUGUACGAGAAGGUUCUAGUUCUGGAGCAGCCACCAUCCUAAAGGAGGCCCAUGUCGUCGACGGCGGUCUUCCAUCUGCUGCGAGUACUUCACAGAUGAGCUUCACCACAGCCCAGGAAAGCUGCUCUGGCAACAGCUCGCCCAAGGUCUUAUCGACCCCAGCAACUCCAUCGUCAGCCAGGACGCCUGAACCGAAGUUUUCACCAGAAACGUCCGUGGUUGAGAGCGAAGCGACGGCAAAGUCAACCAUGCAACUCAAUCCAAAGGCAAAGGAGUUUGUGUCGCCUGUACCGCGCCCUGCUUUUCAUAGGGUGAAGCUGGCGCCAAUUCCAUUGGUACCGAUCCCAGUGAAGACCACUCAGCAUCAACGCAACUUUUCUCGCAGUUCAUCGGUCACAUCCCGAACUCUCACUCCAGGACCAACGCCUCCCAAAGCUCAAGCUGAACAGUGUCAGGGACAUGGUGCUGGAGAUGGCGUCGACAAUGGAGUGAGUUCUACAACUGGUGAAGUGCCAGUCCAAGAUGAAGGCACGCAAAAUUCGGCACCCGAGAGCAUGGCGAAGGCAAAGCAGGACCACCCCGCUGAAGGUGGUACGCCCGUCCCACAGCCAUCAAAUGCUAGCAGUGGCAACGGUCAAAGACAGCGUGCGAAGAAGGGCGCUAGCAAGAAAAAGCAGCAACAGCUUAGCAGCGAUCGCGAACAGCACGGGCAGCAUCAACAGGGUAAGCAAGAACCGCAGAAGAACAUCCCUUCGCCUAAGAAGCAAAAUAAGCACGUCCAGCAACCGCAACAUGCCCCUGGGACGCACAACAGAAAGCUUUCUGUUGCAAGUAAAGACGACUUCCCGUCCCUGCCGCCUGCUCCCUUGCCUGCUUCCAGCCUACCUGCGACCAGCGUCUGGGGCAAAGCGCGUGCAACAUCAACUGCUACAAAGAGCAGCACCACCACUCCUACCAGCAGCAUGAGCAGUGAGAACAAGACCAAGGACAAGACAUCCUCGGGCGCGCUCCCUCAGGAGGGCAGUGGCAAGCAUUAG